UAAUGCCCUCCUCUGGCCUUUGCCAGCAUCGAGCACACAAGUGGUGCACAAGCAUCCGUGUAAGCAAAACACCCAUACACAUAAUACAAAAAUGUUUUUAAUUUUAAAAUCUCUAAGAAAGAAGCCCUGAACUAAGGCUCGGUGGAAGGACUGAGGGAAUGUUGGGCUUCAGCUGGGUGCAGUAUGAAAGCAAGUUAGUAUCUCCUAGUGUGGCAGCACAGCCUUUAAUCCCUGCACUAUGGAGGGGGGCAGUACAGGUGGAUCUCUGGGAGUUCCAGGCCAACAUGGUCUACAUACAGAGUUACAGGACAACCAGGAAUACAUAGGAAGAUUUGUCUCAAAAAAAGGCAACUUAGUAUCAAAAGAAAGGCAGAGUCAAGUAAAUUUCUAGGGUGACCAUCUUAAACAUGAGACGAGGAGACCCCGGGAGACUGGCUGACUUGUCAAGAAUCUCUGGCAGUAAUGGCUGAAGGUGCAGAUUUCUAGACUCCCGGGGCUCCCUGAAUUAAUUUUGGGUCUCCAUGCACUCAGAAAUGUGUCACUCUGGACAAAUGUUUCAGGAUCCCCACAUCCAGUCAUCCAACCCCAUAUAGGGUCACUGCUCACAGGAGAAGCUAGGGUUCAGUGGUUGGUCACUCUGUGAUUAUUUGCUUGUAUUCUCAUGACCCUGGAGUCUUUGGAAGUAGAAAGAGGGCAUCAGAUCCCCUGGAACUAGAGUUACAGACAGUUACAAGCCUCAGCAUGGGUGGUGGGAACUCAACCCAGGUCUUUUGAAAAAGCAGCCAGUGUUCUUAAUUGCUGAGCCAUCUCUCUAGCCCUGAAUUUUUAUUAAUAAAGUUGGGGUUAAUAAAGAUAUUUAAUAUGGGAUUAAAGACAAAGGUUAGGAGAAGGGCGGAUGAUGUGGGAGUGUCAUAUAUCAAUCUGUUGAUUUCAUUGGUUAAGUAAUAAACCAACUGCUUGGCCUAAUAGCUUAGAACAUAGGUGGGUGGAAUAAACAGAAUAGGCGGCUGGGCGGAAGAGGAAGUGAGGUCAGACUCUGCUCUGCUCCCGGAGAGACUCUGCUCUCCGGAGCACAGACACCAUGCUCCACUCUCCCAGGAUGGACAGAGGCUAGAAUCUUCCCGGUAAGCGCACCUUGGGGUGCUUACACGCAUUAUUAGAAAUGGGCUAGUCCAGGUGCGAGAUUUAGCCUGUAAGGGCUAGAGUUCAUGGGCCAAGCAGUUCUUAAAUGAAUACAGUUUGUGUGUUGUUAUUUCGGGCAUGAGCUAGCCAAGCGGCCAGGGUGUUGGGGAUGCAGCCCCGCCACCGCCCCUAUUUCAACAGGCGGAGUCACAGGAAAAAGUAAAGCACACCUAAGAGCAUGGCUAUGGGCUUCUCGAAGAAAAGCUGAGGAAAGUAAGAAUGAGGUGUGGGCAUGGCUCUCCGGCAGAGAGUUGCCUUUGCUUUGUUUGUUUAUUUAUUUUUCAGCAAAGCUAACAAGCACAGGCAUCUACCUUUACAGUUGUAGUCUGGUCGGGUGUUUCCCUUAUCAAAUUCCCUCCAGAUCAGAAAACUUGAGUCCACCCCAGCAAAGGGGUGUUGAAAGGGCAAUAAAUUCUCUCCCUGGAAGAGCUACCAAAAGGAAACAAUAAGAUAGGAGCUGGGAGCAGAUGCCAAAGCUGUUCCCUGUAAUAAGAAUGAGAUGGACAUCACCCUUUGAAGGAUUGACUCCAAAAGGCAAGCGACGUCAGGGGAUCCAGGCAAUUCUUUUGAGAGGCAAUAAAUCCCAGGACUUUGGAAACCUCCGAACACAGCUGAAUUAGCAGGAAGAGAGGAAAAUUAGAGUUGGGGAACCAGCCUCUCCAAAUAUUAAGAGUAAGGACUCACCCAAGGGCUCUUCCUGUCUCUUUGGCCUCAGCGGCAGAAGCCAGAUGACAAAAGGAACGUCAUCCUUUGGAAAGUGUCGCAACAAGACGUGCACACGUUGUGCUGUGGCGCUGGACCACCUUCAGAAGUCUACCUGUGGCAAAUGCGGCUACCCUGCCAAGCGCAAGAGAAAGUAUAACUGGAGUGCCAAGGCUAAGAGACGAAACAUUACCGGGACUGGGAGGAUGAGGCACCUAAAAAUUGUCUACCGAAGAUUCAGACAUGGAUUCCGUGAAGGAACAACCCCUAAACCCAAGAGGGCAUCUGUUGCAACAUCCAGUUCAUCUUGAGGAUUUCAAUCUGUCAUAAAAUAAAUGUUCUGGUUUCCAAAAUGGAAAAAGAAAAGAGCUCACCCAAGGCAGUCCCCAGGAGAAAUCCGAUUUUUACGCAUUAAGAAGGGGACAUUCUACUGACUGGUCUCUUCUCACCCCUACAGGCCACACGGGCUGAGGAGAGAAUGGAAGGGAGUGUUAAGGUCUCAGUCAGUGUCUUAGGAUUUCUGUGGCUGUGAUGAAACACCAUGACCAAAGCAACUUGGGAAGGAGGGGGUUUAUGUGGCUUACACUUCCACAUCACUAUUCAUCAAAGGACGUGUGACCUCCCUCCCACACCCACACGUGAGUAC
Messenger RNA from Alexandromys fortis (reed vole), 2530 nucleotides. Its product is annotated as 60S ribosomal protein L37-like. Gene Ontology annotation, cellular component: cytosolic large ribosomal subunit; ribosome. Gene Ontology annotation, biological process: translation. The transcript has a single exon. NCBI's taxonomy places the organism in Eukaryota, Metazoa, Chordata, Mammalia, Rodentia, Cricetidae. Gene Ontology annotation, molecular function: structural constituent of ribosome; RNA binding. The record is from RefSeq and is a predicted model, not a curated record. The coding region runs from base 1911 to 2195 and encodes 94 amino acids.